Molecule: messenger RNA, 3647 nt
Organism: Bubalus bubalis (water buffalo)
Lineage: Eukaryota; Metazoa; Chordata; Mammalia; Artiodactyla; Bovidae
Product: zinc finger protein 416
Exons: 6
Coding region: 1488-2834 (448 amino acids)
Biological process (GO): negative regulation of transcription by RNA polymerase II; regulation of immune system process; regulation of cytokine production
Source: RefSeq, a predicted model, not a curated record
AAAUAUGCUGUCUAGGUUGGUCAUAACUUUCCUUCCAAGGAGUAAGCGUCUUUUAAUUUCAUUGCUGCCAUAGACAUUACUUGUUGUUGAAUAAUUACCUUUAAUCUCUAAGUAUGACCUUUUAAAAUUUUUUCCAAAAUGUUGACAUUGUUGAGUCUUGUACCUAAUUGGGAUCUGCCACAUUCUCAAUUUCAUGUUCUUAAGUUCUCAGAAUUUUAGAGUGCUGGAUGCCCUGUGUUUGAUCUCUUGCUAUGUUUGCUGGCCCCUCCUUUUUCUGUCUUUCACAUAGGACUGACCUCCUUCAGGUGCCACAUCAGUGGAGCAGUAAGGACCCUGGAAAGAAACCUGUACCCAGGUUGAGGAUGAUGACUACAUGCUGAUCACAAGCACAUUGGCCUGAGCUUUCCUGGAACCAGAAGGUUGCUGAUGAAGAUUCCUGAAGCAUUGCCUUGUUAACUUAAAGCCAACCAAUCAGAAGAAAGUAGGUCUUAGUAGUGGCAUGUGGAUUUCGUUGACCAUGGACUUAGUUGCCCCUCCGCGUGUGGAAUCUUCCGGGACCAAGGAUCCAACCCCAGUUUCCCCUGCACUGCAAGGCAGAUUCUUUACCACUGGGCCACCAGGGAAGUCCCAAUAUCUGGGUUCCUCCCUCUGAUCAGUACAGACUACAUUCCACGGAAAUCUAUGUGUGUCCCCUUUAAGUAGUGUGUUCCAAGGAAAUCUGGGUGCGUCCCCUUUAAGAAGGGUGAACCCCACCAGUAUUCUGAGCCUUAGGGAACUGCUUACUGGUUACCCAGAGGGUGAGGCUGAAUUUUCUGACUUCGGUAGCACCGCCCCUUGCAGCGCCCUAGAGCGAUGUUAACUACAUUACCCGGAAUGCAAGGCGCGGUGCGUAUGGGUCACUGGGUCAACUGAAAGCUCAGGACGCAGGCACUUCCGCUGUAGAGGACGGCGUCCGGGCGGGUCUUCCGGCGGGAUCUGGGCGUCGCUGGGGGAGUUUGGGUCUUAAAGGUCCCCAGAUAAAGAUGCUGUGCCCGCUGUUCUGAGGAGGGUCUGAGGCUCUGCGUGGCGCCAUCUGGCCUGACGCUGACUUGGGUCGGGGACAGGCGCCGCCGUGCCCGGGCCCCACCGCCCUCAGACUCUGCUGGGACGGCCGUGCUGACGGAUCUGCUUCAGGCAAACGCUGCCCUCUCCGCGCCCUCAGCCAACUCAGCAUUCUGCGGCAUUUUUGUUCUUAUCUGUGUUCUCUUACUAGUGUCGUGUGUGGGUGGGUGUGUGUGGGUGUGUGUAUUUUUUUCUCCAAACCUGUUUUUCUAAUUUUGAAAAACCUGCGUGGGAAAAAAAAAUUGCUGACAUCUUCCACCUGCAGUUGGAAAAGCAGCUGUUAUUAAUAGCCAUUCACUGGUCAAGUCGAGAAACGAGAUACAAGUAGGACCCAAAAGCCGUCUGUGGAGGUCCUUCCAAAACAAUUAUCCUGCUUCCCAAGUGUUAUGGUGUUGUCUGAUGUUUCAGCGGAACCACUUAUGGACUGUUCAUUGGGUCCUGUGACCUUUGAGGACGUGGCUGUGUACUUUUCACAAGAGGAAUGGAGGCUCUUGGGUGAGGUCCAGAGACUCCUGUACCACGACGUUAUGCUAGAGAACUUCGCACUGGUUGCAUCCUUGGGGUGUUUGCAUACAGCAGAGGAUGAACAGACACCUUCUGAGCAGAAUGUUUCUAUAGAAGUGCCACAGAGAAAUACCAAAAAGAUAGACCUGUCCAGCCAGAAGGUCUGUCCCUGGGACAUGGGUAACCUGGCCUUAGAAGGUGACUUGUGUGGACCCAAGGUCCUGCGAACAAACCCUGGCCAGACACUGUGUGGGACAGAUGUGAAAUCCCACCAGCAUGGUGGAGAGAAGCUCAUGAGAAGAGAUUUGGGUAAGGCCUUAAUAAAGAACUGCACAGUCCAUGCAUUGGAGAAGGCUUUUACGUGCCAAGAGGCAAGGAAGGAUUUCCCUGGUACCUCUGACCAUGUCCAGCACCAGGUUAAACCACAAAUGAUGGAGUUUGUAGCAGAGUUUCACAACGGAGAAAAGCGUUUCAAGUGCAAUGAAUGUGGGAAACUCUUCUACCGGAAGUCCAGGCUUGCUCAGCACCAUAGAGUCCACACCGGAGAGAAGCCUUAUGAAUGCAGCGAAUGUGGGAAAGUGUUUAGAUGCAGCUCCAGCCUUGCUAUACAUAGAAGAAUUCACACAGGGGAAAGGCCUUAUGAGUGUAGAGAAUGUGGAAAAUUCUUUAGGCAACACUCCCAGCUUGUUGUGCACCAGAGAAUUCACACUGGAGCCAGACCGUAUGAGUGCAGUGAAUGUGGGAAAACAUUUAGUACUAAAACCAAACUUGAUCAGCACUGGAGAGUGCACACCAGAGAGAGGCCUUAUGAAUGUGAAGAAUGUGGACGAACUUAUAACUGUAAACGCAUGCUUGAUCAACACCAGAGAGUCCACACUGGAGAGUGGCCUUAUGAGUGCAGUGAGUGUGGGAAAGCCUUUAGGUACUUCUCCAGCCUUUUUAUGCAUAGAAGAAUUCACAGUGGGGAAAGGCCUUAUGAGUGUAGUGAGUGUGGGAAGUCAUUUAGGCAAAAGGCCCACCUUCAAGGCCACCAGAGAAUUCACAGUGGAGCAAAGACUUUUGAGUGCUGUGAAUGCGGGAGAUGUUUUAGCCAAAAGUCUGUUCUUACUAAACACCAGCGAGUCCACACUGAAGAAAGACCUUAUAUGUGUAGUGAAUGUGGGAAAUGCUUUAGGGAUAGAACUAGUCUCAUUAAGCACCUGCAUUUACACUGGAGAAAAGCUACCUAAAUGCACUGAAUGUGGAGAAGUCUUAAGCCAAAGCACCUGAAAAGAAAAUUUCACACCACAGAAAGGCCUCACAAGUACAGUACUGUGGAAAUGUGUGUGUGUGUGGUCAAAAGUCUACUCCAAGCACCAGAACCAUCAUAGCCCAGGUAGAGCCAAGAAUACAGAGCAUGUCGGAAAGUUUCCACUGAAGGUCUAACCUCAUCUGUCACCACAAAGUUCAUAGUUGAGAAAGACCUUCAAACUAGAGGAAGAGACAGCAAAUGAGCUGUGUUCUUAGUGAAUACAUCUUACUGAACAGGCUCUGUAAGGGAAUCAUCACCUGGAAGUUGAAUGCCAUCCAUCUGCACAGCCCUAGUAUGGAGAUGGCCUGUGGGUACCUGGUUCAUUGGAAGCUUCUAAGAAGCUCAGAUCUACUUCCUAACCUGUGCAGCAGCCUUGCCAGACUUCUGGUCAUUGUGAGUUUCUUCUACCAAGUGACAGAUCCUCUUUUGGGCGUCAGUCCCCUCAGUGUGAUCAGGGUAGGUAGACCUUUGUGCUCUCCUGUCCCCUGAAGGAAAGCACGUGUAACCUGAGCACUUGGGUGGUGUCAUGCUCUUAGAUCCUAUCAACUGCCAGGAAAGGAACUAAGCGGCUUUGACCUUGCACAUGCACUCUGGGUUCUGAUGGCUGCUGACAGGUUUACUUUCUUUGGCAUUGAGUCAUGUCAUACUUAUGACAGAUGUUUCUAUCUUCAAGUCACCCUGCUUGACAACUGCUUUCUUCUAAGCAAUUCUCUUUUCUUUUAAUAAAUAAAAACUUUUUUAAGCCACUGCA